GCCGGAUCGGAAAUGGAGACCGAAAGCUUCUUGCGGAUCGAGACGCCGCGCAAGUCGCGCUCCCGUUGGUACUUCGCUGGUGCGGCUGCGGCUCUUCUCCUCGUCGCCGGCGUGGUAGCUAAGACGGCACCGGAAACCCUGGGUAUCUCCUCCCCGAAGAACAUCAUCUUCGAUACUGAGGUGUCCCACUGGGAGGACAUUCCGGGCAUUGACAAGGUGAUCCGCAAGGCCCAAAGCCUGAGGCUUGACAAGCCACUGCGCAACUUGCAGGAUUUGUUCUAUGAUUCGCAGCCAGAGGAAGUGCCCUUUAUUCGCACGGAAUGCGUCAUUGACGUCGUGCAGGCCAUCGUUUUCCUCUACAAAUCGAUCGACUACGAUGGCUUGGAGUGCCCCAACAACUCACCCGUGGGCUGUGCAGCCAGCGUGGCUGGGUUCAUCACGUCUAUCAGCUGGAUCGCAUCUUACCUUUCCUUCGCGGCCAACGCUUGCGGUCAGGCUGUGAACUCAGGUGCCCUCUGUGCUGGUGAUUUCACCGCGUUGAUGGCCAACUUCGGUGAGAUUGCUACCGUGGGUGCCGCGGCGAGGGCAGACUGCAACUUCGGCAAGAACGCCCUGCAGAUCUUAACUCGAGCAGAGACGAUUUCCCCUCCCUGGAAGCAAUUCGUCCCAGCGGGAGUUGAGAAGGCCUUGAAGAUCAAGGGUCACAAGGACCAACAGCGUAACCGUGGCUUCGACAUCGCCCAGUGUGUCGCCGAUGUCACGAACGCGGCUUCCUACAUCGUCCGUGCUAUCCUUCAGGUUCGCAGCGCGGCGAGCGCCUGUCCGGAACCAAAGGCCUGCGCGAUCAACAUUAUGAACAUCAUCUCAUCCUAUGCUUGGAUCUCGCAGUUCACGGCCCUGGCGGUCUCGGACUGCCAGGUGGCCGCAGACCAGAAGGCACUCUGUGCGGCGGACAUCUCCGACAUGGUCGCCGCCCUGACCAACGGCCCUGCAGCCGGGAUCGCCUCCACGUCGGAUUGCGCGGAUGUGUGA
Messenger RNA from Symbiodinium sp. CCMP2456, 1032 nucleotides. The record is from the annotation of a GenBank genome assembly. Lineage: Eukaryota; Dinophyceae; Suessiales; Symbiodiniaceae.